CCACGAGAACCCAUGCCAUGCAUAUAUAUUUUAUAUAUAUAGCCGAUUCCACUUUCACACUCAACAUAGAAACUUGCAGCCAUGGAAGCAAUGUUGAAUUUAGAAGACAAAUGGAACCUAACGACUCAACAAGCACUCCUCCUAUUUGCAUGCACUGCCUUUGCUCUCAUCGGCCUUUGCACUGCAACCAUGCUGAAAAGGAAGGCCCACAGAAAGCAAAUGGCGAACCAAGACCCAGCAGCUUCUGAUACCUACCAGCUUCGUUAUAAUAACUGGGUCAGAAUAAGGAGGAUGCUGAUGGAGGCUUUUAGGUGGAGCAAAGCAAACAAGUGGGAAGAGAAGAGAGUUGGGAACUUGGGAGAGACGUCACCGCUACCGCCACAGCCACAGCCACAGCCACUUCUUGGGUUUGAAGAUUGUGAGUCGUCGGUGAGUUUUGACUUGGGGUCUCAAAGCCAUAACUCGGUGUCACCAGUGUGGCAGAGACCAAUACUUAUGGGGGAGAAAUGUGAGUUGCCGAGGUUUAGUGGACUUAUUCUCUACGAUGAAAGAGGAAGACUUCUUCAUCACUCCCUCGCAUCAGCGCACAAGGAAAAUUUACACCAUGAAAAACGGGCCGCCGUUUUGAAAACUACUCUCAGGGAUUUGCUGUAAUUUGCGUUUGGGUUAUUGUUGUUCAAAGUAUAGGUAAGUUGAAGUAAUCUGGGGUUUGAGCUCAACAAUAUUUUUCCAAUUUUCAAUGUGGAUAUCAAUGACCCUUUUUGUACAAAAAUAAAGUAAGACAUUUUAGCACAAAUUUUACAUUUUAAAUAUUUCUAAUAUAUUUUUUUGAAAUUAAAAAAAAAAAGAAAUUUAGAGAAAAAAAAAUUAGGAAGUUGACAAAUCUAGUUAGCAUGCAAUGUUUCAGGAGGUCAGACACUUGCCUAAUUAGAUUUGCAUAUGAUCAAAAGCCAUCACGUGUUUAUACUUUUAUUUUUGGUUGAAGCACGUGUUUAUGCUAAACAAUAUAUUUUGGAGAAAUUAUUUUAUGCAAUUAUUGUAUAUAAAAUGAAUAGAUUUUAAAUAUUAAUAAUAAUAUGAUUCAUAUGAAUUUCAUUA
This is a messenger RNA of Manihot esculenta (cassava), 1098 nucleotides long. RefSeq lists its product as uncharacterized. The record is from RefSeq and is a predicted model, not a curated record. Bases 82 to 654 code for a protein of 190 amino acids. NCBI's taxonomy places the organism in Eukaryota, Viridiplantae, Streptophyta, Magnoliopsida, Malpighiales, Euphorbiaceae. The transcript is spliced from 2 exons.